AAUCAAGUGACACACUGAUACAAUCCAUAUUCUUCUUUGAUUUCUAGUCGAAACUAUAUCUCUCGUUACUUCCUUUUUUCUUUUUAAAAAAGCUUUUUUUUUUUUUUUUUUUUUAAACAAUUGCAAGAACAGCAAUUCACUCAGAGCAUGUCUAAAAACCAGGCAGCUACUGGUUUCACUUCCCUCCUUGGUCUCUGCAACUCUCAGUGAUGUGCAGUGAGAAGCAGGAGUGGUGAAACACAGUCCUUGGCAUUUCAGAAGGUUUCUCAUUCCAGGUCCUUGAGUGAUACCCAUGCUGCUUUCUCCUGCAUGCCUGGCCCCCUGAAGAUGCCCAGGAGAGGAUCUUUUGCCCUGUGGACGCUCGUGGUGCUGCUGCAGCCGGCGCUUGUCCCAUCACAGCUGGCAGGCUACCUCCUCAAUCCCUGUUUGGAGGUCAUCCCUAACAAAACUUUCAGAUGCAUGGGACUGAACGUCUCUGGAGUUCCUGCUGAAGUCCCAAAUACCACCCAGAAUUUGGAUCUCAGUUUCAGCAAUCUGAAAUCACUGGGGUCAAAUUAUUUUUCAUCAGUCCCUGAACUUCAGAUUCUGGAUCUUACAAGGUGCCAACUCCAUACAAUAGAAGAUAACUCCUUUAAGGAUCUUCAUAAACUUUCCACCUUAAUUUUAACUGCCAAUUCCCUCCAGUACCGGGGGACAGCAGCCUUCUAUGGCUUAACAUCUUUGAAAAAACUAGUGCUGGUGGAAACCAACAUAACCUCUCUGACUGACCUACCCAUUGGACACUUGCAUACCCUGCAGGAGCUGAAUCUGGGCCACAACAACAUUGCUUCAUUGAAGCUUCCCAAGUAUUUCACCAACCUGACCUCUCUCAGGCACCUGAGCUUUCUCUCUAACAAGAUCACAUAUAUCUCCAAAGGAGACCUUGAUGCCCUGAGGGAAGCGAACAGGCUGAAUCUCACAUUGGUGCUUUCCUUGAAUAAUAUAAAAUACAUACAGCCAGGGUCCUUUGCAAAGAUUCACCUUGGUGAGCUGGUUCUAAGGUCCUCUUUUGAGAACUUCAAUGUGAUGCACACUUCUCUUCAAGGCCUGACUGGUUUACAGGUCACCAGACUAAUAGUUGGAGAAUUCAGCAACAGUCAGAGACUGGUAGACUUUCAGAGCGGACUCUUGAGUGGACUGUGCCAGGUACAAAUGCAAGAGUUUGUCUUAAUCUGUUUCAGGGGAUUUGAGAAUAACACAGACACUCUUUUUAACUGCAUAGGCAAUGUCUCCAGUAUUCGGUUGGUGGACCUCCAACUUGAAGAGGUGUCAGAGGUUCCUAUGUUCUCUCAAGUGAAACAGCUGGAAUGCAAGAAAUGCAAGUUUAAGGAAGUGCCUGCCGUGAAGCUGUCUCUUUUCAAGGAGCUGAGAGUGCUUCGUAUUACCAAGAGCAAACACCUCAAUAGCUUCCAGCAGAAAUUUGAGAGUCUGAGUAACCUGGAGGUCAUAGAUUUGAGUGAGAAUCGCCUCACCUUCACUGGCUGCUGUUCCCCUCAGUUUCACAAGUGUCCAAAUUUGAAACACUUGAACCUAAGCUUCAAUUCUGACAUCAGUGUGACUGGAGAUUUCACUAAUGUAAAGGAUUUGUUAUAUUUGGACCUUCAGCACACAAAGUUGUUAGGUCCUGGCUCCUACCCUGUCUUUCUAUCCCUUCAGAAACUCAUUUACCUUGAUAUUUCCUAUACCAGAACUCUUGUUAAAUCCCAGUGUACAUUUUGUGGCUUGAACUCUUUGCAAGUGCUCAAGAUGGCAGGCAACUCCUUCGAGAACAAUAAAUUGGCCAACAACUUCAAAAACCUAAGUCACCUCCACACCUUGGAUAUUUCAAGUUGCAAAUUAGUACAGGUGGAUCCAAGUACAUUUGAUGCCCUCUCUGAACUAAAAGAGCUAAACAUCAGCAACAAUAAGUUGCUGAGCUUUGAUCCCGUAGUCUACAAGCCGCUCCGAGCCCUCACAGCCCUGGAUUUUAGCAACAACCAGCUGAGUGUUCUGCUGGAGUCAGCCCUGGAAAUCCUGCCUGAUAGUCUGGUCCAGUUAGACAUCUCUCAAAACCUGUUUGAAUGCUCUUGUGUAUACUUGAACUUUCUGAAAUGGAUCAAGGAAAAGCAGGAGCUACUGCAGAACAAGGAGUUGAUGAUAUGCCACACGCCUGCAUCCAUGAAUAACGUAAGCCUGUCAAGCUUUGAUCUGUCGUCCUGCCAUCUCGAUGCAAGUACAGUGUCAUUCUCAGUGAUCACGUUGCUUGCUGUAGUGGUGUUCCUUUUCCUGAUUUACAAGUACUACUUCCAGCUAUACUACUCAUUGGUGCUGCUCAGUGGGUGUAAACACUCUGCAGAAAGGGGUGACACCUAUGAUGCAUUUGUUAUCCACUCCAGCAAAGACCAAGAAUGGGUGAUAAAAGAGCUGGUUGAACCCUUAGAAGGAGGAACACCUCCCUUCCAGCUUUGUCUUUACUACAGGGAUUUCCUACCAGGGAUACCCAUUGUCACCAAUAUCAUCCAAGAAGGUUUUCUGAGUAGCAGGAAUGUCAUCGCGGUCAUCUCUACUAACUUCCUGGAAAGUAAGUGGUGUAGCUUUGAGUUUGACAUUGCCCAGUCCUGGCAGCUUGUUGAAGGAAAGGCUGGAAUCAUCAUGAUUGUACUAGAAGAAGUGAAUAAGGCCUUGCUGAGGCAGAGGCUGGGGCUGUCCCGAUACCUGAAGAGGAACACCUAUCUGGAGUGGAAAAACAAGGAAAUAAGUAGGCACAUCUUCUGGAGGCAGCUGACAGGAGUCCUGCUAGAAGGCAAAAAAUGGAAUCACGAGGCGGUGAAGCUCAUGUGAAGAGAAAGAGAGAUCACUUCUCUCCUAUCUCCCAUCCUGGCCAUGGCUGAUGGCUGGUGCUCAGGAGUUGGUUCUUCUGCGGCUGUUCAGAGUUGGAGGAAGUGGAUGGAGGCACUGUAAAAGCACUACAGAAAUACCUGCCUUGCUGGUGACCCUUUCUCAAGGGAACUUGCAAGCUAAGGAGUGACAACAGCUAGAAGAGCUGCACAUGCCUGAGCUCCAUGUUUGUCUGCAGCUGUCAACCAAAGCUGGUCCAGCAAUCCACACAGGUCUGGUGGGUUGGUGAAUAGGCGGACUGCUCUUACUGUCAUUUGUCUGCCUCUGAAACUGAACUUGCAUCCUGGGGCCAUUUACCCAGUGGAACUUCAGGGUCCGUUGCUUUGAGUGGACCCCAGGAUCUCCAGGGGAGAGCAAAGGUGCAGGAUUCUUGGCUCUAAAAAUGGUGGGAAACAGAAACAAGAUUUGGAUCCUGAAAGUCUUGGGUCCGCCUCCUUAGGCACCAUGACUCAGGGGAAAAACCCUACAGAGAGAAAUGGGAUGCCCUACAGCCAUAAACCACCUGGCAGCUACUCAGUGCAGCUGAGCAGUUACGUUGUCAGUGUGGGGGGAGGUUGCCAUUGGUGGGAAAUUUCCCCAACAUGUUUAUUUCAGUUUUCUUUAGACCAAAACCAAAUACUGAAACCCCCAAAUAUUUCCAUCACCUGGAACUCUUAUUUAUAUCCAGAUUAUGUAGCAUUUGAGAGAGUGGUUUGAGGUUUUCUUGUGGGAUCCAAAAAUCAGUGCGACCAGAAGAAGCCAUAGAAAUGCUUAACACCUUUAAAAUCGAGGUAUUUCUUUGCUCCAACUGCUUCUCAUCAUCCAAUGUUUUUGGAUAUACUGUGUGGGACUGCCCUAUAUGAGCAAGAUUGAGCCUGAGCAAAAUGUUUUGAUGUUUACAGCCAGCCAGUUCUAGCAUAAGCUUUUCCACUCUCUGGACUAGCCUUAAUUCUGUUGGAAGGUGCUGUAGGAGCUUCCAGCCCAUGGGUUGAAAUGGACUUCGGAUAUGUUCAGACCUAGCAAUGAGGCUGAGAGUCCCUCUUCCUUUCCCCCAUCACAUUGUGGCAGCCUCUGGUCCUGGUAGGCAUCUCCACAUGUGUGGUCAGCCUCUCCCAGGGUUCAGCUGCUAGGUUGAACAGGGCGGUCACUGGACGGGAGAGUUCUGCCUUUGUUUCAAUAAGAACGUGCCUGACAUUUUGCAGGGAGAAGAGAUAGAGGAGAAAAGUCUGGGUUAGCUAAACUGAAUGUAUCCCAGCACUGCUCUGAAUAAAAGGAAGGAAAGUCUAAAUGCCACUGAAUCGUAUUACAGAGCACUCCAUUGAUGUGUCGAAUAUUGAAUAGUGUUGGAGUAUUGCUCUCUAUUUAUGAAAGGCUUUGGUUGGGAUUAAUCACUGAAUUACUCUAGUUUUAAACUUGCAAAUCCUUCUAUAAUCAAUGACGUUCUACAGAGGGAAAACAGAAGCAAUUGAGUGGUGAAUCAGAUCUGAUAUUUAUUCAGAAGAAAGGGCCUGAUCCAUCUCACUUUUCUAAGCACCAGUCAGCGACAUCUCCGUGGAAGCCACUGAUAAGUGAGAUCAACAUCAGACACUGUUUGAAAAAGAGGGAGAGCUAGUUCCAGGGCUUGCGCUGGCAAAAGCUGAAUCACAGUUCCCUCUCUCUGUGUGGUGUCAGUAGUAUAUUGGGAUAACACUACCAAAAAACCCCACAGCCCUCUCUACGUUUUUUUGUGACCCAUGAGACGAAGCUUUAAUAAAACUAAGCCCGAUGCUGUGUUCA
This is a messenger RNA of Aquila chrysaetos chrysaetos, 4671 nucleotides long. It is a transcript of the gene TLR4, whose product is annotated as toll like receptor 4. NCBI's taxonomy places the organism in Eukaryota, Metazoa, Chordata, Aves, Accipitriformes, Accipitridae. The coding region runs from base 310 to 2859 and encodes 849 amino acids. The record is from RefSeq and is a predicted model, not a curated record. Gene Ontology annotation, cellular component: membrane. The transcript is spliced from 3 exons. Gene Ontology annotation, biological process: toll-like receptor signaling pathway; immune response; inflammatory response. Gene Ontology annotation, molecular function: lipopolysaccharide immune receptor activity; protein binding; transmembrane signaling receptor activity.